CCACUUCCCCUAUUCGCCUUGCCGUCCCGUCCGGCCUUAAAACAAUCCGUCUACCGAAACCCAACCGCCCGAUCACCACCACCACAGCUCGAUCGAUCGCACCAGCCCACGACAGCGUCUUCCGUCCGUCAUCGCCCGCUGUCUGCACGCGCAGGCGUUCCACUGGCCGGCGGCGGCGAGGCAGCUACCGGCGGCGGCCCGGCGAGCGGGAAGAGAUGGAGAAGAAGCUCCCGAUCGCGCUGGCGCUGGCGCAGAAGCACGGCGCCGGCGGCGAGCCCGCGUGGGCGCGGCCGUGGCGGUGGGCCAAGACGGCCUUCUUCCUGGUCGCCAUGCUCGCCUCGCUGCUGCUCGUCUGCGCCCCGCCCCUGCUCGUCGUGCUCCUCGACCUCGCCCUCCCGCCCGCGCUCCUCUCCGCGCACCUCCGCGCCGGCAGCAACCCUCCAUACCCGUCCUUCGUCCCGGCCAUGCUGGACCAUGCGCGGGCGUUUGAGUUCCGGUCCUCCCUCGUCGACCUGCCCGCCGUCUCCGCCGCGCGCGCCCUGCUCAUCCUCUGCGCGUACACGGUGUGCGGCGGAGGCGGCGUCUACCUGUGGGUGGUGGUGGCGAGCGUGGCGGCGUCCGUGUCGUACGUGCUGGCCAAGGCCGCGGCCAUGCGCGUCGCGCUGCAGGGGAAGGGGCCGGAGCCCAUGCUGCUGCUGUCCCUGUCGCUCGCGGCCGCGCACCUCGCCGUGGCGUACCGGACCAGCUGCCGCGAGCGACGCCGCCUGCUCGUCUACAGGAUCGACGUCGAGGCCGUCCGGCUGAAGGGAGGUCAUCAAACACCCAAAGGGCUGAAGCAGUGUAGUGUCUGACACCAUGUCCUGGACAUCUGAUUAUCCGUAGGUGUGGCGUAACCUGUAGAAAUAUUAUUUAUAUAUAGUCUUCAGAACAUUUUGUUUUUCGUAGCAAUUUUUUUUUGUCAUAGUCUGCUACGGGAGGUGCAUUAUCGACAGUUACCUGUAAGUGAAGACACUGUAAAUAUGUAAACAGUUGUGCUUAGUUCGGCCUCCUGCACAUGCAAUCCAAUGCAACGAAAUGCAGGACA
Messenger RNA from Lolium rigidum, 1084 nucleotides. RefSeq lists its product as uncharacterized. Lineage: Eukaryota; Viridiplantae; Streptophyta; Magnoliopsida; Poales; Poaceae. The transcript has 3 exons. Bases 216 to 851 code for a protein of 211 amino acids. The record is from RefSeq and is a predicted model, not a curated record.